AUGUCUGCAUUCCGCAAGUUUGUCGGCAGCAGCAAACCCCCCUCCGGCGCCCAGGGUGCCAUCGGCCAGCCCGAUGCCGGCGACCUCCCUCCUCCCGCUUUCGGCGAAGAACGUCUCUGGGGCAUCGAGAACUUUUCCAACUCUUGCUACUGCAACUCGAUCCUCCAGGCCCUCUACGCGUGCACGACGUUCCGCGAGUUUGUCGAAGCCUAUCCCGAUGUCCUCCCGCCCAGGCGGCCGCUCGGCCCAUCGCAGUCGAACAAGCUCUACCCAACUCAUGAUUGGGACGCAGCAGUGCCAGGGUGGGAUGCAUCAGUCAGGCUCAACACCCAGCACAAGGCGUUUGCGGCUACCCAGGAAGUAGCGACGCCCAUGAGCCCUGCCGGAAAGGAGAAGCGAAACUGGAUGGGGAAGAAGCAGUCGACUAUCGGGCAGGCUACCCCCACACUGGCGUCUUUGCAGAUCAACGCUCCCCCUCCCCUCCCACACCCAUACCCCGAAUACUCGGACCCGCUUCUAUCAGGAAGGCCCCCAGCAGAAUACGUGCCUACCAUAUUCCAGACACUCCAAACGCUCUUCUACCAUUUCUCCCAUUCUCCACCUCACAUGCCUAUCAAGGAGAAGGGCCAGACGCGGGAAGCAAACUCUGCUUUGGUAUCGUAUACCGAAGAAAAGAAGCGUGAAGGGGUAAACGGCUCAGAUGAUCCAGAAGCACCUGGCUCUCCUCCGCCCCCGCCCCAACCUCAACCCGCCGAGCCUCAAUCACCAGGCCCCAACGGCGCUAAUCCUCCCGUCCCCCAAGGCCCCUCCAAACUCGCCUCUAUGCCCCCUCCCUCCACCCUUCGUGAAUCUGGCCCCUGGCGCGCGGGUCAAGUCGGCUGGGGCGUCGUCCAGCCAUCCGACGUUAUUGACGCUGUCAAGCGUUCCAGUCCCGAUUUCAACAAUGACGACCAGCACGAUGCGCACGAAUUCUUCAAUCUGGUGGUCAAUAAUCUCAAGGACUCCAUGACGGCUGUGGAUGCGGUAUUGGAAAGGGAGGGCAAAGGUGUGGUGGAUAUGAGCAAGAACCCUUGGGCACAGAACUUUGUGCAGGUCUUGUUUGAGGCGCUUGGGGACAAGCAGGUCAAGUGUCUGAGCUGUGAGAGUACGAAAGCACAAGAGGAGAUCUAUCUGGACUUGGGUAUCCCUAUAGAGCAACACUCCUCUGUCUCCCACUCUUUGCGCCAGUUUACCGAUACCGAGCACCUCUGUGGCACCAACAAGUUUCUCUGUGAUAGCUGCGGCGGUCAUCAAGAAGCUGAAGUGGGUAUCAAGAUCAGGCGCUUGCCACCCAUCCUAGUAUUGCAUCUCCAACGAUUCGAAAACAUUGACUGGACUCACACUCAGAAACUGUUUUACCGUGUCCAAUGUCCUGAUACUCUGCGGGUGCCUACAGCGGCUACGGAUGACAAUCCCAACCCAGAUCAGCUCUAUGAACUGGUAGCUAUCGUCGUUCACAUUGGAAUCACCCCUACACAAGGACAUUAUGUGACCUUGAAACGGAUCCCCUCGGGAUUGUGGGUCAUGUGCGACGACGACAACAUUGAGCCUGUCCCUGCCUCUGACCUCUUUCACUGGCUCGGUGACCGCACUCAAGGUCAAAAUUAUGUCCUCUUUUACCAAGCUGUCGAUGUCUCUGCUCAAGACUUGGGACUCAAGGUGGAGAAGAGAAAGCCGGACGGCGUCUUCAAGCCGGUGGGAGAGGGGGUCAAGAUCUUGGACAGGAAAGGGGAUGAUGAAUGGAGGUUUGGGAGCUUGGGGUCUGCCGCUGGAGCGCUAGUGCAAGAGAGGGACGAAGAGUCGGUUGUGGGCUCUGUCCCGUCGCCGGGGCCAGCGCUUGCUUCGAUUCCGCCCAGUGCACCUUCGCCCAUGGCUGACGGUGUAGACCGCCAACUCGGCUUCAACACUGUCCCCGUCGCAUCCCCUACGCCCUUGACAAGUCUCGCACCUACCCCCUCCUCGCUUGAAUCGUCCUCUGCCGGAAGGCCUCUGAUGAGGAAGGAGCCGAGCGAGGGCGGUAAAAAGUGGUAUAGGAAUAGAAUGUCGAUGACGGGAAAGGACAAGGACAAGGGACUGAAUGGGACUGGGAGACCUGGGACCGGGGGAUCGAUGGUCUCUUCAAGGCCAUCUACGGCGCAGUCGGCAACAAGCGCAUACCCGCAUCCCAACGGCGACUCGGGUUCCCAUGGAGGUGUGGCAAUUCAAAGCCCAUCUACAGCCACUUCGCCCAACCAGAUGAGCAGCUCGGUGAUGUCGUCCUUUUCCGGAUUGUCGACUUCUACUGGGACGUCCUCUGGGCCAGCGCAGAGUCUGCCGAGCAACCCCAUCCAGCACCCCACCCCACUCCCUCCCUCUACAACCGCAUCAUCCCCGCCUUCCCAUGCGCCAACGCCCAAGCCAGUCCCAAGCUCCACACCGAGCAUUGCGCCGUCUCAGGUAUCUGCCAUGUCUUCUCUCGGGCACAAAGCCACUCCUUCCGUUCCCAAAGCUCCCCAGCCUCGCGCGACCUCGGGGGCUUCCUCAAACGCAGGUAUUCCCGCGAACGGUGGAAGCGGGUCGCUCAGCAGGCGAUUGUCUGGUAUGGGCGGAAAGCUGGGGAGGAGCGGGAGUAUGGCAUUCGGCAAGAUGCUGGGCAAAAAGGAGAAAGAUGGGAUACAGGAAAAGUAG
Cryptococcus wingfieldii CBS 7118 is the source of this 2706-nucleotide messenger RNA. RefSeq lists its product as hypothetical. Gene Ontology annotation, cellular component: cytosol; nucleus. NCBI's taxonomy places the organism in Eukaryota, Fungi, Basidiomycota, Tremellomycetes, Tremellales, Cryptococcaceae. The record is from RefSeq and is a predicted model, not a curated record. Gene Ontology annotation, biological process: protein deubiquitination. Gene Ontology annotation, molecular function: cysteine-type deubiquitinase activity; cysteine-type endopeptidase activity. The transcript is spliced from 4 exons. The coding region runs from base 1 to 2706 and encodes 901 amino acids.